GGGCCAAGGGAUGAGCUGGGGCCGUCCUUUCCAAUGGCAUCACCCCCUGGCCUGGAACUGAAGACAUUGAGCAAUGGCCGCCAGGUGCCAAGGAGACCAGCUGCCCUGGGCCCAGGUGCCCCGCCCAGGGAAGGCGUGGAGAAUGUCUGCUUCUUUGCGGAGGAGGAGCAUGAGACCUGCUUCCAGAAUGCCACAGAAGCCAGACUGGGCCGCUUGCCCAGUCCCCAAGGGGAUGUCCCUUCGCAGUCCCGAUCCCAGCAGGACGAUCUGUCUACACACUCGGAGGAGGGCCUGGGUCUGGAGCCUGUGAGCCGCCCAGUAGAUUAUGGCUUCGUUUCUGCCCUGGUUUUCCUGGUGAGCGGGAUCCUCCUGGUGGUGACAGCCUAUGCCAUCCCCCGCGAGGCCCGCGUCAACCCGGACACUGUAACGGCUAGGGAGAUGGAGCGACUGGAGAUGUAUUAUGCCCGCCUGGGGUCCCAUCUGGACAAGUGCAUCAUCGCGGGCCUGGGGCUGCUCACGGUGGGUGGCAUGCUCCUGUCUGUGCUGCUGCUGGUCUCUUUGUGCAAGGGCCAGCUCUACCGCCGGCCCACCUUCGUCCCUGGCUGCCGCAAGACCUAUGGUUCCAUCAACCUGCGCAUGAGACAGCUCAGUGGGGAUGGGGGCCAGGCUCUGGUGGAGAAUGAAGUUGCCCAGGUCACGGAGCCCAGCCGCACUCUUCAAGGGUCUUAAAUGGAAGCCCAUAGCACUCAUAUGGCUACUUCCGUUCUGGGGCAACAUGGCCCCCAAAGCCUGGGACAGUUUCAACCGAUUCCCACCUCAUCCCAACCUGUGGGAGAAGUCUGGUGGCGGGUGGAAGGGAAGCCCCAGGGGUCUGUCCCAGGCCCUACUCUAGGGGUUGGGGGAAUCCCUGGGAUCUGUUUUGUACCUUGUGGUUUUGCAAAAAGGCUUUGGUUGGAGGGUGGCUUCUGCUGCUAAAAAUA
This is a messenger RNA of Ochotona curzoniae (black-lipped pika), 980 nucleotides long. It is a transcript of the gene TMEM74B, whose product is annotated as transmembrane protein 74B. The coding region runs from base 34 to 729 and encodes 231 amino acids. The record is from RefSeq and is a predicted model, not a curated record. Lineage: Eukaryota; Metazoa; Chordata; Mammalia; Lagomorpha; Ochotonidae. The transcript has a single exon.